AUGAUAAAGCUGCAAGUGAAAAUAAUGCUAUGGAUUUUUCUAAUUUCGACAAGAAUUAUAUGCGGCGCGCAAAUUGAAAACAUAAAUUCCAAUGAGCUACUCGCCUUCGAGGACUUUCUUCGCGCCCAACACUUGAAGCAUGCACUGCUCCUGCUGCCUGGACAUAACCGGACCAGGCAAAUUGAAAAUUAUAAUAGAUUGUUCUCCAACUAUACCUUGCAGUUUUUCACGUCACAAAAGGGUUUAAAUUUUCAAAAAUUAUUUUACUAUGAGUCACCACGCGUUGGCGUGCUUGUCGACGUCCUUGAGAGUGAGCACAUUAAGCGUUCUGUCUAUUGGGCUGCCUCCGAAGAGGGCUAUUUCAACAGUACCCAAGCAUGGCUCAUGCUGGGUAGCAAACUGGCAAAUCGGACGGAUGAGCACAUCAUUAGACAGCAUUUGUCUGCUUAUAACAUAGACAUUGAUGCAGAUAUAACAGUGGCGAUGCGAUGGCCACAAUCGGACAAUAUGAGUUGGCUGCUCUAUGAUGUUUACAAAAUGGGUAAGCAGUCGCCAUUGUGCGUGGAGCCCAAGGGCAGCUGGAGCCUGUCCGGUGGGUAUCAGAUCUGGGCGAACUACAGUGACAGCUGGUUGCGACGUCGCAGCAACCUGUGUAACAUCACACUGAUAGGCAGCACGGCGUUGAUUGAGAAGCCGACGGGCAUGGAUGCUAUGAGCUACCUGAGCAACAAUUGGGAUAUGCUGCAACUGGAUCCUAUGCAGCGCAAAACAUAUCAGCUGUUUGUGUUAAUGGCUCGAAUGUAUAACCUGAGCUUGGAUGUGCGCUAUCAGACGACUUGGGGACAACUUCUGCCAAAUGGCAGCUGGACGGGAGUUAUGGGUCAUAUUACAAGUGGCGUUGCACACUUUACUGUUUGUCCUCUUAGAUACCUGCCAGACAGACAAAGUUACAUACAGUACACCCCUUUGCUACACACUCAACUCAUACACUUUUUGUUUCGCCAUCCGCGCCGCAACAGCAUACGCAACAUUUUCUUUGAGCCACUCAGCCCACAAGUGUGGUGGUGCGUGAUGGCUCUGAUGGUGGGUAGUGCAUUUAUGUUGCUGCUGAAUGUACGUCUAGAGCAGCACCUGCAACGGCAGCAAUUGCAACCGCAACAACAUCAGCAGAAGCCGGUGGAAAACGAGAUUUCUUUUGUGUGGUUCACCAUACUGGAAACUUUUUUGCAACAGGGACCGGCAACGGAUCAAUUCCAGCUUCCAUCCACACGGAUUCUGAUUAGCGUCACUUGCAUCUUUAGUUUCAUGCUGAUGCAGUUUUAUGGUGCUUUCAUUGUGGGUUCCCUGUUAUCCGAUACGCCGCGGAGCAUUGUUAAUAUGCAAGCAUUAUUCGCGAGCAAUCUGGAGAUUGGCAUGGAGGAAAUUAGCUAUAACUUUGACGUUUUUAACAAAACCACCAAUCCGCUGGUGCAAGACAUAUACAGGCAGCGCAUUUGUCGAGAUCGACGGAACAAUAUUUUAUCUAUAGAAGAAGGCGCAAAGAGAAUUAAACAAGGCGGGUUCGCAUUCCACGCAGCCAUCGAUCGCUUGUACCGCCUGCUUCAGAUGCAGCUGGACGAGAAUGAGUUUUGUGAGCUACAAGAGAUUAUGUUCAAUCCGCCCUAUUUGUCUGGUGCCGUAAUGCCUAAGAGCUCGCCCUGGCGUGAGCAUCUCAACUAUGCCAUGCUCUAUCUAAACGAAAUGGGUCUAAUGGGCUACAAUGACAAGGUUUGGACAGUGCCCAAGCUGGACUGUUCGAUGGUCAACGAUGCCGAGGUGGAGGUGGACCUAACACACUUUGCACCCGCUCUUUUUUUUAUGGUCCUAGCCAUGUUGGCUAGCACGCUAGUGUUUCUGCUCGAACUGCUGCUUGGAUGCCUUAAACCCAAGGCGAAAGCAACUGCUUAAUGUCUUUGCAUUCUUAAUAAUGUUGUUGUAAUAAAAAAUGUGUUAUAAUGUCAGCAU
Molecule: messenger RNA, 2004 nt
Organism: Drosophila grimshawi
Lineage: Eukaryota; Metazoa; Arthropoda; Insecta; Diptera; Drosophilidae
Gene: Ir84a
Product: glutamate receptor 1
Exons: 5
Coding region: 1-1947 (648 amino acids)
Cellular component (GO): membrane
Molecular function (GO): ligand-gated monoatomic ion channel activity
Source: RefSeq, a predicted model, not a curated record